This is a messenger RNA of Anarrhichthys ocellatus (wolf-eel), 7376 nucleotides long. RefSeq names its product myocardin related transcription factor Ba (gene mrtfba). NCBI's taxonomy places the organism in Eukaryota, Metazoa, Chordata, Actinopteri, Perciformes, Anarhichadidae. The transcript has 16 exons. Gene Ontology annotation, cellular component: nucleus. Gene Ontology annotation, molecular function: transcription coactivator activity. The coding region runs from base 47 to 3352 and encodes 1101 amino acids. The record is from RefSeq and is a predicted model, not a curated record. Gene Ontology annotation, biological process: positive regulation of transcription by RNA polymerase II; smooth muscle cell differentiation.
CCCCCCCCCCCACCGUCUUGUUGCUUGCCUCCCCUCCCGAUGCAACAUGGAGCUCCAGGUGUCCUACGGGCUGCUGGGAUCAGAGGGGGAUUGCGAGAUGUCGAGUCUGCUGUUGCCCAGUCCCCAGAGCGAGGCGGUUACCCAUGAGAUGGAGGAGCUGUCGCUGCAGCCUCUGCCUCCACUCAAUGAACGCAAAAAUGGCCAGGACUCUCACACUCAGACAAUGGCCUAUACGGAGGUAGAGACCCCCACUGACCGCUGCACUAGGUUCAGAGCAGUCCUGCAGUUGAGGCUUCAGCAAAGGCGAACCCGGGAGCAGCUGGUGGACCAGGGCAUCAUGCCACCUCUGAAGAGCCCGGCAGCUUUCCACGGGCAGAUUCGCAGCUUGGAGAGAGCCAGGACUGAAAAUUUCCUCAAGCACAAGAUCCGCAGUCGUCCAGAGAGAGCAGAGCUGGUCAGGAUGCACAUCCUGCAAGAGACCGGAGCAGAACCCUCAUUACAGGCCACCCAGAUGAGACUGAAGAGGGCGCGGCUGGCCGACAAUCUGAACGAGAAGAUCGCCCAGAGACCCGGCCCUCUGGAGCUGGUGGAGAAAAACAUCCUGCCUGUGGACUCCAGUGUGAAACAGGCAAUCACCGGUGAGACGCAGAGAAACAGUGAUGUGGGUACGGUGAAUUAUCCGAAAGUGUUGGAUGAAGACAGCUGCGAUGCCCUGUCCCCAGAGCAUCUAGCCAGCCAGGAGUCUCAGACUCGUGUCCCCUCUCCCGUGGAGAUCAAAGUGCCAGAGACGCCUUCUGUAGUCCCAGCACCACCGGUACCCAGCACCCCGCUGCAGACCUUCCCAGUCGCUACUCAAGCAACAACAGACUUUGUGAAAGUGAUCUCUGCGAUUGAACAGCCUGCCAGCCGCCCAGCUGUCCCUCCGGCACAGCCAGUCAUCCCAGCUGCUAUUUUAAAGCCAGGCCCAACACUGGUGAAACAAAGUCAGCAGAAGCAUCCGUCAGAGAAGAGCCGCAGUAAGAAGGGCAAGGAGCCCAAGUCCAGAGUGAAAAAGCUCAAGUACCACCAGUAUGUUCCCCCCGACCAGAAGCUGGAGGCCAGCGAAGCACCCAUGGACUCCUCUUAUGCCCGACUGCUGCAGCAACAACAGCUGUUCCUCCAGCUGCAGAUCCUUAGCCAGCAACAGCAGCAUUACAACUACCAGACUAUAUUACCGGCACCGCUCAAGCCUGUAGCCGAGGGUCAGAGCGGCAGCGCCGGGAGCCUUCCAACCUCCAUUAUGGUGUCUUUGCCCACUGCACCUCCACCUCCCCCCGUAACUUCAGCUCUGGCUCGUCCAAACAACUCUCUCUCAAACCGCAAGCCGGGAGUCUUGCCUGCCAAUCUGGAGGAGAUGAAGGUGGCUGAACUAAAACUGGAGCUGAAGCUGCGUGGCCUCCCCGUGUCGGGAACAAAGACUGACCUGAUGGAAAGACUGAAGCCUUUCCAGGACAACCACUGCACCUCGGCUCCUGCCACUAUUCCCGUCCCUGCCGUCUCCUCCAUGCCCAUGGAGGUCACCACUAGCAGCCCCGCCAUAGUCCUUCCAGUCCAGCAGGUGGCUCCAGAGAACAUGAACCCGACUCCGCCGGUCUCACCCGUUCCCACUGAUCGCUCGACCCUCCAGCAGGAUCUCGGCAUGUCUGAGGCUCUUUCUGAAACACAGAUGGUGAGCUCUGGCUGGCCAGGUCCACAAUCCUCGUCUCUGUCGUCUUUUCAAGUCCCGGAAGAAAAAGACAGGCGGCUGCAUGAAAAGGAGCAGCAGAUAGUGGAGUUGAUGAAGAAGCUGGAGCAGGAGCAGAGGUUGGUUGAGGCGCUGAAGAUGCAGCUGGAGGUGGAGAAGAGAGGCCAGGGUGGCUGCACCGCUGACUCUGUAUCUGCCAUGAACCCUGUUUCUACUGUCCGCAGCUCAAAUGUGGUAAAAAUGGAGGGCACAGUCCUGUCAAACUGUUCAUCCGCUGCCGGUGCAAUCCCCAACUCUAUCCUGGGCAUCCAGACUCUCUCCCCCCGGCCAACAGUAGUCAAGUUGGAGGAUGUGACUGUUUCUUCUGGCAAGCCUCUCCAGCUCCAGACCCAAACCCAGAUCAUCACCCAGAUCCAGCCCCAAGCCCAGCCCCAAAUAAUCGGCAGCCCUCGCCUCCUCUCCCAGUCACAGAGAAGUCCCAAACUCCAGACCCAGCCUGCAGCCCCGAGCCUGCAGCAGUUCUUCAUCAGCCACCCAGGCGGGGUGUCCCAGGUGCUGGGUCAGCCCCAGACCUUGUUAACCACCACAGGCCUCCUCCCAGUCUCGCUACCCAACAGCGCUACAGCAAUCCAGCUGCCAAACACCAAUGUCAGCCUGCAGGCCACAGUCUCAAAUCCAGGCCUGGUCCAGGCCUCAGCUCCUCAGCGGCAAACCACUAAGAGGGAGACGGCAUCCAACCAGCAGUUAUCCAACCACAACCCGCUGCUACAGACUCUGACUAUGUGCAGUAACACUACUGGUUUGGAGAGCCAGACUAGGCCUGAGAUGAAUCCACAGUGUUUCCUGAGAAGUAGCCCAGAGAACCGGGUCUCUCCACGAGCUUCACCCAACCGUCACACCUCCAACGGACCCCUCAAUAAGUCUUCUUCUCCCCAGCCUACCUUCAUCCUUCAGCCCACCUCUCUUGUUCCUCAGCCUCCCAAGAUACGAGAGCCUCCCCGCUAUGAGGAGGCCAUCAAACAGAGCCGCAACCUGCACGUCAACAAUCUUUCACAGGUCCCCACAGCAACCAGCCAGCAAAUGGAUGACUUGUUCGACAUCCUCAUACAGAGUGGAGAAAUCACUCCAUUUAUCCAGCAGGACCCUCACGUGUCUCACAAUAAGACCCUCCCAGUCACGGCAAACAUCUCAACCCUGCCGGUCAACACGGCUCUCUCCAGGCCGCCUGCACAGAUCCAGCUGGCUCCGCCGCCCACCCUGAGCCCCCUCAUCGGCCACGGCCUGCCCAGCCUCUCCUCGCUGGCCACAGACAAUCAGCUGGAGGCCUUUCUGGAGCGCACCCUGGCUGACACGUCACCGGCGUCAGACGCGCGCACACGGGGCCUGAUGGAGGAGCUGCAGGCCCAGCUGAUGGAGCAGCAACCCUACUCGCCCAUGGACACGUCAGACUUGUCCUUCUGCGAUUCUUCCUCGCCGUCCUCGCUCAACAUGGGCCUGUCCGACCCAGGCCUGGACAAUAUGGAGUGGCUGGACCUCACCAUGCCGCUAGGUCCUGCUGGGUCACUCACACCUCUGGGAAUGCCAGCAGACUUCCUGGAUGCACAAGACCUGCAGCUGCACUGGGACUGACGGAGGGGUGGAUGACAAAAGGAGGAAGAGAGCAGCUGAGCCAGGAGUGAGAGAUGGAUGGAUGGAUGAAGAGAAGAGGAAAGGGAUCGACGAGGUUGAGUUUCCACAUUUUUAAAAGGGAGAAAACGUGGCAUUUUGUGCCGUACCACUCUCACUAGUACAUCCAAACCAUCUGUAAUAUUCCCACUAUACUACAGUGAAUAUGCUGUACAGGCACUGAUUCAAGUUGAACUACACGCAGGAGUUUGCACAGUUAUAAAAGAGGGCCUCAAAUGGCUGAACAGCCAGAAUAACAUCAUCACUAAGACGAGAUCCCCCAACAUAUGAAGGGAUUUUAAAAAGACUUUUACAGGGUCAGAGGUCAUGAUCACUUAAAGAGACAAGAGACAGAGCCAAAUGAAUUCUGGUAGCACGGACUGUGUGUAAAUACUCUAAACAACACUAAAAGAACUUCUCGGGAGAGAGCCUGAACAGCAUUGAUGUCAGUGUGACCGCUGCAUCUGUUUGACUGUGUAAGCGCAGUAGCUACAUGUCAAAGGGUAGACGUGGUGUCAUGUGUGUUCCACUGGAGCAUAUUGAGCCAUUGUAGGUUAUACAAGCUGGUCAUUUACAACACAAUCAAUAUGUUGCUCUAAAUGACAGCUCACAGAUGUAAUCAAGUAAUAACAAAUGGAAUUUAUAUUCUCAAUAAGAAUUUAAAUGAGGCUUGGUCUGGGACGUCCCGGUGUCGGUGCAGCCUCAGCUGCUGACCUCUCCCCCUGGGGAAGCUCAGACUAAACUAAGUCUGAGGUGCUGGACGGUCAAGUCCGUUUGUUCCUUUUAUGAUCGGAUGUUUUAAAGGGAUUCCUAACUGAGAGGAGGUCACGCCUCCGUUCACACUGGUCCAGUCUACCACAUACUGUACAGCACGCGUACGCUGACUAAUCUGACGUGUUGUAUCAGAUGUUUCCCUUCUGACCUUUCACGACCCCCUGCGGUCAAGCUGACGAACCAAUGACUCUAAAGAACAAAAGACUCGACUUCAGUCGGAUGGCGAGAGGAGGAAGCUCCUCCGUCUAUGUGAGAGCUAUGCACGUGAGGGGCGGAGAGAUCCGGCGAUGCGCCUCAUUCACCUCGGAAACAAGGGAAUGCAAACUUUGCAUACCUGCGGUGAUGCACAGCUAGGAUCGUGGGGGCCAAUUGCUCCAGAGAUGCAGGUGUUGUCGUCCAAGUAUCUUACUUUGAAUGUAAUUUAGACAAAAUGGGGACUUCGCUCACCAAGUCGGCAGCUUUUUCUCUUCUGAUAGUAAACUGACAUAAAGCGGUGGAAAGGGAACAAAUGUCGGUUUAUAAGACAUGCAGACGCAUAUCCAGAAGAGUUGUGAAUUGCAAGUUGUAUCAAGGAGGGAAGAUGUCGCUGGAGGAGAUGAGCUUUAUAUCGAGGUGUGUGUGUGUGUGUGUGUGUGUGUGUGUGUGUGUGUGUGUGUGUGGAAAAUGAUUGCGGAAAAUGAUUGCAUCACUAGCCCACAAAUGUGCUGGUUAACAAUUCCCUUUAGCCGAUCGAUUAAUCUGCUUUAACAGCCCACUGAUUGAGUGACCAACCAUCAUUUGGAUGAACCAGAAUACUCUUAAGUCGGGCUGGACCAAAUAGUUUCAUUCAUAACAUUCAGAUUCUAGAUCAACAUUUUAAUGCUGCACGUUUUUUUUUUUUUAGUUAUGUUUUAUUUCUGCACCGCUGCAGACAAAGAUGAGGCUGCGCUGAUAUUAAUAGUAUCACUGUGUGUAGAAUUAGAUUCCACUGGUGGCUACAAAGGGUUGUUUCCGACCCGUGUGAUCCAAACGUGAAAGAUUUAUUGAAAAAAGAUGGAUGUAAUCGUUUCCAAAAUUCACAUGUUUUUAGCCAACAAGAUAUUUUGCUGAAAUCCAUAUUUGUUGGCGUUAAGCCUUUAAAAAAUGUUUUCAUUGUGGUCUAAAACGGUUUACUCAACCGCACGCACCUGUGUUAAUGGAGCCGUCUAGCAGUAAUCUGACAGCACCUUAAACUCAGACAUUUAUAUAAUAACAAUGUUUAUUUAACAAUAUGACGACAGAUAUUUAAAGAUUCAUUCCAAAACCUCAACAGAAGCUUAAAAUAAAUAAAAAUAGCUUCAGCACCGCCCCAUUCUAAAGUAAUAUUUGGCUGAGAAAAUAGUCUCUCGUGAUGCAUACUGACCAAGGGGAUAUGUAAGAGAAGCGUGUGUGUGUGUUUGUGUGUCUGUGUGUCGAUUUGUCUUCCCGUCUUCUGCAUGUACACCUGUGACUCUGUGUGCAUGAUUGUAUUCAUGUUAAAUCACGGGCUGUCUCGAGCUCGUUGCCCACGAGUUGUCUGAAAACGAUGUACUAAUAUCUAUGAAAUCAAAUCAUUCGGUUGACAUGUUUAAAACCACUCUUCAGAAGGCUCCUGAUGACUGUUUCCUGUUUUGUUUUUUUUUGUUUUUUUUUUAAUUAUCUGUGUUGUUCAGUUGGUGUCCUACAGUCAAAAACGCACCGGCACCUUUGAGGUGUGAUGCACAGUGAAGAGGGCUGAGCUACUUUUAAAGUUGUCAUGAAUUCUAAAUCAUCAUUUUAAACAGAUUGCAUCAUAUCCCACUAGUUAGUUUUCAAACCUGAAUAUUGAGUUACUGAUUUAGUGUCUCAGUUAAGGAUAUCAUUUUGGGUUUGAUGCGGUCUCACUGUAUGGCACUUUGAAACACAAUAGCUUUUUUACUUGUCUUUUUUUCACGUCCAGUGACUUAAACCUGUUGUUACGUCCAUGGGCUCUAGAGGGCGCUGCCUCUCUUCUGUUGGCUUUUUUUUUUUUUUUUUUAGCACAAACAUUUAAAUGAGGCCGUUUCACGGCCUCAACAAAUUGUAAGAGAUGACCUCAUUCUCGUGCUCAUUCCUGGUUGGUGCACCUUUGGUUGAGUUGAGUCAGGGUGCUGGGACCCUGAGUACCGCCGAGGGUAAGAAUCACGAGUGGAUUCAUGUUUCCUACAAGAUGACGAGUUGAACCGUUUGUUUUCUUCAGUCAGCUUUAAGGCUGACACAUUUAAUAUUGUGUUGCCAAAAAAGGGCAGUGGAACAUAUCACAUUUUAUUUUCUCACGUUUUUUUUGUAUUUUUCACUUCUUCUGCGUGGUGAAAAUGAAAAGACAAAACAUUUAAUCUUGCUUUCAUGCCAAUGUAAAAGAGGAUUCCAUGUGUAUAUUCCAGGUUUGCAGAGUCGUUUCAUUACUUCCUUUUCAUAUCAGACAUGCACAAACGUCUUGGCUGCGUUAAAUCUACACAUGUAUGUGAUCUACAGCUUAAAGCAAUACUGGCUGCUCUCCUUUUGAUAUACCAUCACGUCUACAUGGUUACCCACACGUUGCGAAAACUCUGGCUGCCCGUCGGGCGCUAACCGUAACCAUUCACGGUCAACACCUAACCUCAACCAUCUUGAGGGAGUUUCACAACUUGUGGGUUACCUUCUAGAAGAGACCCGUGAUAUACUGUACUGUAUGUCACAUCCUGCCUCGAUUUUUCAUAAAACUUUUACAGUUUAUAAGUUCAAAAGCAUGUUUGAAUAGCCCUCUAAAGUUGGAGGUUUGUGGAGGCAUGGUCAAUCUGAAGAACCCUUAAGGUUCCUGUCAGCUUCUCCACGUUCAUAGUUGGAGUCAACAGGUGUCGGCUCAGGUUCCCCCGUAUUGACUCCAGCUCUCCUGCGUGUCCCACUUCACCUGCAGAGUUCAUCAUCAUGUAAACAUUUGUUGGUUGAGAAGCUGAACUUAAGAGCAGACCAGACGUUUCAUUACAGUCGAUGUAUUUUGGGGACAUUUACAUCCGUCAUUGUAGCCGAGUCUCCACCGCCCAUGCUAUGCCUCUUGUUUGUAUGCCAUAUGUUUUGCACAUUGUGUACAUAUUUAUAUAGAUGUAAUGCAUAUUUUUCUACAUGUGUAACAUCCAUGGGGUCUCUAAUGUAAAUACUCAAAAAGAUGUAUAUAAGUACUGUAUGCCUUUCUGUGUCAAUAAAAUUGGUGUACUGUGAA